AUGUACCAUGUCUCUACGCUAUAUCUUAUACUCUUCCUACCGUAUACCCUAGGAAAAGAUAUCCAAACCAGGAGUAAAGACUGCAGAACACUCAGAGCAUUGAGAGUGCACCACACUGCCCGUGCAGAAACAUUAGUUGACUGA
This is a messenger RNA of Aspergillus niger, 144 nucleotides long. RefSeq lists its product as hypothetical. NCBI's taxonomy places the organism in Eukaryota, Fungi, Ascomycota, Eurotiomycetes, Eurotiales, Aspergillaceae. The transcript is spliced from 2 exons. The record is from RefSeq and is a predicted model, not a curated record. Bases 1 to 144 code for a protein of 47 amino acids.